Messenger RNA from Cladocopium goreaui, 3597 nucleotides. The record is from the annotation of a GenBank genome assembly. NCBI's taxonomy places the organism in Eukaryota, Dinophyceae, Suessiales, Symbiodiniaceae.
AUGCUCAGGGCAGUCAAAAAGGUCCUAGGUCACCUCUCCGACCACGAGACUCCCAGUGCAGAGUAUCUAGCGUUGAAGGUGGAGGAAUGCGAGAACGGAGAAUUCCCCGCAGCUAGCUUGGAUGAGGUAUCCUCAAAGGCUGAUCGCAAUACAUCAGCCCUACAGACUUCGCUGGACAGCACGGGACAAGUGCGAAUCACCAAAACAAAGGCCAAGGGGAGACUUCCAGAGAAUACAGAAGAGUACCGGAGGCUCAUGAAGUUGGAAGCCACUACAUGGCUUUGCAUGCCUUCGAAGUUCAAGUCUGAACACUUCUUGGCUGGCUUGAAGAUGGAGGACUUCAACCGCUUUGUGGAGUACCUCUUGGGGGAGAAAGUCCAUGGGAUCAAAGUUCCUUUGGAUGGGUUGCAACAGCCACUGCGGCCUCCUUUUGCCUUGGUGCUCCAGUAUGAGCAUCGCCUGAGACGUGAAGCUUUCAAGUUGGUCAACAAAGGGGAGAAGACGUUAGCAGAGGCCUUGGAGGCCGUGACAAAAGAUGCCGAGCUCAAAGAAUCAUACUUCACCACCCCGCUUGCCUUGACCAACCAUGACCCAGCACGAGGUGGCAGCCAACGCACCUUCUCCUAUGACAACAGAAAGGGCAAGUCCAAAGGGUUUGGCAAAGCACGGGGCAAAUUUGACAAAGGCAAAGGGAAAACCUCUGGAAAAUCCAAAGGAAAACAUGGUGAUCACCACUUGGUCACCCAUUCUCCAGAUGGGAGAGAGUUCUUCUUUGCCUUCAACAGCCAGGGAUGUGCGGGAAAAUGCGGCAGACUGCACAUAUGCCGCAUCAAAGGAUGCUAUGGUGAACAUGCGGCCAGGGAACACGAUCUUUGCAAAGAUGUUCCCAAAGGCGGCAACAAAGCAGAGCCUCGCAAGGCCGACAUCAAGCACUAUCUCCAGGAGUUUGGCUUGGAGAACAAUUUUGAUUUUCAUGUUCGAGAGGUCGAUGUGGAACGACAGGGUUCGGUUCAACUGGAAAGCUUCGCCGGGCCCACGGCCACUACGAAACUUCAACUGGCCACGGGGGUUCCCAUGGCUUACAGGCUUGCAGAGACCUGCCACACGCUACAUGGCCAGUCUUCAGCGAAGACAGUUACCUGGGCCCACUACCAACUUCAUGUGGGCAUUCUACACACGCCAAGCGCCUCUUGGGCCAACUGCCUAGUGGAAAAUGGGCGACGGAGGGAUCAGCAGCUUACCCUCCUGCUCUUUGCAAAUACCUUGCCGGGCUCAUCGCCGGUACGGUGGGGGGGUCUCCAGAACUCUUCACUCGGCUUGCCUGCUGGGAAUGUUGCACAAGGUCGACCACCACCUGUACCAGAGCAACCACAGCGGCCCCCUACAACGACAGAGGCCCAACAUCCAGAGGCUGGGACAGAUGAGCAACAGACUCAAGAAGAGGAUGUGUCAAGCAAAGGGUUGGAAGAAACUUGCAACAAAGGAAAGCCAUUGAUGGUUGAGUGGGGCGGCCGAUCCAAGCCUUUGGUCGAUGGUUUUGGCCUUUGCUCAGCCAAUCGUUGGCGCCCAGAGGACAGAGGUGCCUACCUUACCAGGGAGUUUGUCACAGAGCAGAUUGCUGAUUUGAGACAGGAAGCUUUCCACUUGGCGUUGGGGCGGCUUAAGGGCUCACCAUUGUCGGAAGUAGCUCUACAGGGCCUAAGAGAGAGGUGGGCCAAUUUGUUACCAUCACCUGCAGGCGCCAAGGAGCUCGCAGAGGGCCAACCUUUCUACUUGUUUCCUGUGGGGCUGGACGAGCCGCUACCUAGAGUUCCGGCCGUGUUUCCUCCGAAAGAGAAGCAUCGCAAACUGGAUGACUCUGAAUACAUGCCCUUCUCUGACAACUAUAAGUCGGCUGAGCUGGUGGCGGAGGAGAUGGAGAACAAGUUUAGAGAAGAAGAGAAGCUAGGAAGGAUGUAUCCGACAACCUUGGGAGCGCUGAAGGCCAAACACCCGGACAGGGAAAUACUGGUGGCAUCCAUAGGUGCCAUACAGAAGCCCAAUGGAGACAUCCGCCCCAUACACGAUGCAACCCACCAUGUCCAGCUCAACAACAGGAUAAUUUUCAGAGACCAGUUGCAGUACCCAGGACCAGAAGACGCGGCAGGCGUCAUCCGGGAGGUGACGGAGACCAAGGAGGCCAUGUUUUCUAUCUCAGCUGACAUUAAAUCAGCACACCGUUUGGUGAAACUGCGGAGCAGGGACCACCCUCUCAUUUGCUGCAAGGCCUCGUCUUCUUCAGACACCAUCUGGGUCAACACGGUGGGCACCUUUGGCGUUUCCAGCGCCUCCUAUUGGUGGACGCGACUCAUGGGAACCAUUGGAAGGCUGGUGGGUAAUGCAAUGGGAACCGAUUGCAACUACCAGCUUAUCUAUGUUGAUGAUUUGCAUGUGGUGGUGUUUGGGGAACGGAAGUUCCUGACUUUGUGGAUGAUGCUUGCAGCCUAUGAGGCCCUGGGUACACCUUUUCAAUAUGCGAAGUUUGCAGGUGGAAUAGAGGUUACGUUUGUAUGCUUUCAGCUUGACUACGGGCGUUGCAAAAUGGGUGUGACGGCCAAGAGAGGCCUUUGGUUGUUGAACUUUAUAAAGGAGCUGGAAGAAGCACGAUACACAGUGCACAUGCGGGGCUUUGGUCGACAUGUUUCGGAGUGGCAGGGCUUCGAUGUGCCACAUGACUUGGGUGGCUUGAGGAUUGAAGAGAUCCAAGAAGUUUUGGCUCCGUUCGGUGUUCUUGUGCCUGCCGACCUUGCCCUUCUUCGCCGUCGGGGUCAGACUUGCUUGAAAAAGCGCAACUCUCGCUUCUUGGAUCCCUCGAACGUUUUGCCGCCAAAACUGCAACGGCCAGAUGGGCGCCGCCUUCUGAACGGCGGCGUCCAAAUUGCAUCUGCUCUUGUUCGGGAAGUUGUCGUGGACAAGUGGCCCCUCCUCUAUUCUGAGUUGUCUGCCGUCUGCCUUGCCGCCGAGCCAGCAAUCCCAAUGGCAGGGCUCUUUGGCCGCCUCCUUGUCCAAUCAGUUCGAGUUUGGCACUUUGUCAGCAGCUUUGCGGCUUUGCGGUCUUUUCGCCGCUUGGUCCACUGGCUUGCUGACCAAACGUUGCCGCUGGAAUGCCCUGAUCCUUCAACGCUGCGGGCCUUCCUGGACCUGCAGCGCGAACGUGGCCCCACUGUGCCUGCUGCAGUUUUACGGCAGUUUAUGUGGUUUGAGACUCAACUUCGUGUGCCUUUCCAUGCUCGCCCUUUGCUUGCAGAUUUCUUAACUCAGAAGGCGGCCCCGCUGCCAACCCAAGCAGAAAUUUUGACACCUGCUGCCUGGAACCAUUUGCUCUCCUUGUGUAGCACCAGCAGCUCUGGGUGGAACGGCUUACAAGUGGCAGCGGCCAUGGUGAUUCGCUAUGUCAUUUCCGGACUUCGCUUCAAGCAUACCCAACGGGCUGCUUUUGCUCCCGACCUGUCCUCCGGCAGAACUUUAGUUUGGAAAGUAAGUCAGCAAAGGAAAGGAUGGUCAACCAUUUGCUGUCUCUUUGCCAACGCACAUCAGCCCCAAGUGGCCUUUGCUUAG